Molecule: messenger RNA, 4176 nt
Organism: Platichthys flesus (European flounder)
Lineage: Eukaryota; Metazoa; Chordata; Actinopteri; Pleuronectiformes; Pleuronectidae
Gene: dcaf6
Product: ddb1 and cul4 associated factor 6
Exons: 21
Coding region: 295-3222 (975 amino acids)
Biological process (GO): positive regulation of transcription by RNA polymerase II
Cellular component (GO): Cul4-RING E3 ubiquitin ligase complex; cytoplasm
Molecular function (GO): protein binding
Source: RefSeq, a predicted model, not a curated record
GUCUGCGAGCAGGAAUAAACCAGGCUAGGCUAGCAGCCCGGACAGUUAGCAGCCCACUGAGCGGGGGGACGGGUCGCACCAACCGAGCGGCACCGCGGAGGCAGGACCGGAGCGAGUCUGAUUUUAUCCGACAAUGCAAACACCGAGUGUCGCAGCUAGCUAACGUUAGCACCAUCCCCGCGGACCAUGGCAGAACCGACGAUCAACCGACGAUAGAGAGACAAGGCGACAUCGACAGGAAAGCGGUUCGCUUAGUUUCAAUGUUAUUGUCAAUUGAAAGCACAUUUGGUCACAAUGUCCUGCUCUGGGAACCUGGUGUGGGAUGUAAAUAAACGCCUGAUCGGAUACAACGAGCCCAACACCAUCAGGACCAACUACUUAGGUAGAAGAGAAUUUGUCCAGAGGCUUAAACUUGAAGCGACACUGAAUGUACACGAUGGCUGUGUCAACACGAUAUCCUGGAACGACACAGGCGAAUACCUCCUGUCAGGAUCUGACGACACAUUUUUGGUUAUCACAAGCCCAUACAACAAGAAGGUUAAGAAAUCCAUACGUUCAGGUCAUCGGGCAAACAUCUUCAGUGCGAAGUUCAUGCCGCACACCAACGAUCAGGAGAUCAUCUCCUGCUCUGGAGAUGGCAUCAUCUACUACACCCACAUUGAGAAGAGUCCUGAGUUCAACAGACAAUGCCAGUUCACCUGUCACUAUGGGACAGCGUAUGAGAUUAUGACGGUACCAAAUGACCCCUACACGUUUCUGUCAUGCGGGGAGGACGGCACCGUGCGAUGGUUCGAUCUUCGCACGAAGACGAGCUGCAAUAAAGAAGACUGCAAAGAUGACAUCCUGAUUAACUGUCGGAGGGCAGCCACCUCUAUAUCCAUCUCUCCACUGGUGCCAUAUUAUCUGGCCGUGGGCUGCUCCGACAGCUCAGUGCGAAUCUACGACAGACGUAUGCUGGGAACCAGAACGACAGGUAACUACAUGGGCCGGGGGACGACGGGCAUGUGCGUUCGUUUUGUCCCCGCUCACCUGACCAACAAGUCGUGCCGGGUGACGUCCCUCUGCUACAGCGAGGACGGGCAGGAGGUGCUGGUCAGCUACUCCUCCGAUUACAUCUACCUGUUCAAUCCCAGAGAUGACCAGGCCCGGGAGCUGAAGGGCCCGUCCGAGGAGAGGAGGGAGGAGCUGAGGCAGCCUCCAGUGAAACGCCUCCGACUACGAGGGGACUGGUCUGACACUGGACCCCGAGCUCGCCCGGAGAGCGAGAGGGAACGAGACGGUGAGCAGAGCCCAAACGUGUCUCUGAUGCAGAGGAUGUCGGACAUGUUGUCUCGUUGGUUUGAGGAGGCCAGCGAGGCUCAGAGCAGCAGAGGAACGCGGCCACAGACACGGCCCAGAGGAACAGCCGUCCGUCCCGAGGCCUCAUCAAAUCCUCCAGCUGCCCCUGCAGGAGACUCCAGUCAGAGCCCCAGUGCCCCUGAGAGGCCUGUGACGACAGACACUUCAGUGGAACCUGCUGCUCCUGCAGCUGCCACCGCCGCUGCUGCCCCCAUGCCUAAGUCCACCUCCUCUUCCUCCUCAGGGUCUUCAUCAAACGUUACAGCACCUCCUCCCUCAAGCUCCACAUCAGUGGAGAGUUCGGUCCCUUCCACCUCCCUCCUCACCUCCUCCCCUGAAUCAGAGCAGAGGAGUCAGGCACAUACGACCAGGACCCCCACGCCGGCGGCCGCGUCCACCUCAGAAGCUGCACUCUCAGAGUACGGUCCCCACCGGCUUCCCAUAAGUUUAGUGUGUAGGCGUUUGCAGAGGUUACUUCGGCUGGCCGACCCCCCGGGACACGGUCAGCUGGCGGGGCCAUCUUCUUCCUCUGCAGAGAGAGCAAGAGAGUCACAAAGAGCUGCUACCUCUGCUGCUGCCGCUGCUGAGACGCCACCCCGUACAGAUUCCCCCUCGUCUGUGGUUAACAAACAGCUGGGAUCCAUGACUCUUGAUGAACAGCAGGGAGGAGCAGAAGCUGCAGCUUCACCUCCUGGUCAAUCUGCAUCUGCACUAGUGGUCGGCAGCAGCAGCGGCAGCAGCAGCGCUCCCUCCUCCUCCACCUCCACCGGCACCAGUCGACCCAGUGCAGCAGAGCCGGUCAUCAGCCUACAUUACAGCUCAGAGGGAACCACCACCAGCACCAUCAAGCUGGACUUCACUGAUGAGUGGAGCAGCACGUCUGGCACUAUGGGCAGCGGAGCUCGCAAAACAUCUGAGGCUGUACAGAGCAGAGCGAGUGUGUCCACGGAGAGUUCAGCAUCGGGGCAAAUUCCCUCUGAGCCCAUGAGGCAGCAGAGUUUGCCGGCCGCCUCUGCAGAGCCGCCGUGUGACGCCUCCUGCAGCUCGACGCCUCCGGCUGCGGCAGAGGGCUCCUCUCAGGGGGACAGCACGGAGAGGAGUCAGCCGGAGGGUGCGGAGGACACAUCGGGAGGCUGCAGGAGGGCGGAGCCCACCGGGGAGAGCCAAUGCGGCCCGCUCCCAUCAGAGUGGGAGGGCCAGAGUCAGCCCGCACGGGGCAACCAGGACUCUGAUGACAGCGAUGACGAUCCCAUCCUCAUCCCGUCAACGAGGCUCAGAGGACAGGGACAGAGACUUAGUACCAGAGGAUCUGCAGUAGGAGAUAGGAUGAUCAGACGCUCGGCAGCAGCUCGCAUCCAGGAGCUGUUUCGCAGGAGGAAAGAAAGAAGGGAGAUGGAGGAGAGCGAGACCCAGAACAUCAGGAGACCCUCGGUCAAGAUGGUCUACAAGGGCCACCGCAACUCCAGGACAAUGAUAAAGGAGUCGUGUUUCUGGGGCAACAACUUUGUGAUGAGCGGCUCCGACUGCGGCCACAUCUUCAUCUGGGACAGACACACGGCAGAGCACCUGAUGCUGCUCGAAGCCGACAACCACGUGGUCAACUGCCUGCAGCCGCACCCCUACGACCCCAUUCUCGCUUCUUCAGGGAUAGACUACGACAUCAAGGUUUGGUCGCCGCUGGAGGUUUCGCCAUCAUUCAACAGAGUCCUCGCUAAUGAGGUCAUAACUCGGAACGAGCUGAUGCUAGAAGAAACGAGAAACACAAUCACAGUCCCGGCCUCUUUCAUGCUACGGAUGUUGGCCUCCCUGAACCACAUCAGAUCAGAUCGACUAGAGGGCGACCGCUCUGAAGGCUCGGGUCAGGAAAACGAGGAAGAGCAGUAGCCUGCUGGGAUUUUAUUUUACAGAAAACAUCAUUUCUUCUUGCUGUAUAGCACUUGAAAAAAAAAAAAAAAAACUGAUUUGUACAAGUAUAGUGUAGAAUACUUCCUUUCGGAAAUUAGUACAAUUUCUUGGCCCCCUUGUGUUUUUUUAAGAUCACUUUCUUACUGAUGUUUCUGUACGAGGAUAAACUGUGUGAAUGCAAAAGGAAAGGACGUCAGCAUAUACAGUAUAUAUAUAUAUAUAUAUUAUGUGUGAGAAUUACGGCGGCUGGUGUGAGAGGAUGUAAAGUGCAAUAUUUUGUUAGGAGAGAGUGAACUUUGAUCAGUGUUAACGUGUGACAUUUUGAAUUUGUAGCACAAAGCUAAGAGAUGUUGAUGUGCUGCUGCGGCAGUUACGCAUGUGAACAAGGAGUUUCAGUAAAACACAUUUUGAACAAUGUAAACAUUUUGUUGUUGAAGAGAAAAAAAUAAGGAAAAAAGCUGUGGAUCUCUAUGACGGAGUAUUAGGGCCAUGUUUAAGAAGAAAAUAUUAAUUUCGAGAAUGAUAUAUUAAAAAAAUAUAUUUAAAUGAGAAACAAGUCAUAAUAUAGUCUAUAGUAUACAAGUAAAAAUAUUACAAGGAUAAAUAAAACAUUUCAAGGAAAUUACAAGCAGGUUUAACCUGUGCUCGCCUGAGUUUUAUUCCUUCAAAGUUUUGGUAUAUAACAAAUUCUGAAAAAGACGCAGAUGAAAACAAUCGAUUACAGCAUUCUUAAUCAUGAAUACAAUAUUAUGACUUAAUUCUUGUAAAAUUCAGACUUUUCUAGUAAUAUGACGACCUUGUUCUCGAUCUCAGAUUUGUUUCCCUUCUUAAGUGGCUCUAAUACGCUGUUGUGUUUCUUCUCAAAGGGUUGUUACUAAAUUAUUAUCUUUUACAACAUUUGGAAAAAAAUAAAGCGAAAUGGCUUCUUAAAGA